AUGGUGGUCACGUACUCUCACUUUCGCUUUCUCACCCUAAGCAACCUUCACAACAUAUCGGCAUCAGAUGUCAACUAUCUCGAGUCCCAAGGUUGCCUUCAUGUUCCUACGCGGCCAGUGCUGGAUGAUUUUGUCGAGCAGUAUUUUCUCCACGUUCACCCAAUGGCCCCCAUCAUCGACGAGGGUAACUUCUGGGACAUGUAUGCGCAGAACCUCACAGAUAAAGGCGAAAUAAGGCUGGAUACUGUAUCCCUUGUUCUUUUCCAGGCGAUGCUCUUCAGUAGCUGCACGCACGCCCGAUGUUUGGGCGCCGACAAACUUGCUGCGAGACCAGAUGCGUCAACCAAGGGCCAAGGGAGCCUCCGCCGUCUCUGGUGGUGCUGUAUUAUCGCAGACCGCAUCAUGUCGCUCUCUGCCCGUUGCCGACUGUUGAUCAGUCACUCUACAUUCAAUUUCGGGAGCAGCACGGCUCUUCAAGCCUCAGAUCUCCAGGAUGAGGUUCAUCGAUCGAGCGUCUAUAAUCCUGUGAGCAAGAAGAGUCUGAAUUGUCUCUUGGGGGUAUCGACUGAUUUCAUGGUGAUGCUAACCGACGUUCUUGAAAUCACCUUCCCGUUGAGGGAUCUCUCUGUGGCUAAGAAAAACAUGGAUUUUGAAGAGCCUAUCACAAUCGCAAAAUGUGAGAGUGCUAUGAAUCGGUGGUUCAGUCAUGCCUCAAUGAUAUUUCCGCCCUUCGAGCAGCCAAAUUCUUACACUGAGAGAAGGCCAACUCUUCACAAAUCUGUCGGCCUACACAUUGGUAUUCUAUAUAUUUAUUACCACCAUGCAAGAAUCGCCUUGCAGCACUGCAAACUAUCUUCCUACCUGAGGUCUGCCACCGAUCAGACAGUAGAGCCAACUGCCCUGCUCGAGAUUCGAGACAAUCUGCAAGAUGCAAUAGCAAGCAUGUCGCAGUUAUUCAGCAACCUGAACAGGCUUCGAAUCGUACGGUGGUUACCUGUCAGCGCAAUUGGAUGUAUGGCAAUACCACUUGCACUGAGCGUUGUGACAGCGAAAUUGGGAACGACCAAUGCUCCCUCUUCGCCAAUUCACUCUUCGGGCACCGGCUCGGAUAAUCACAGUCUGAUUGCUUUCACCGAAGCCUUGAGCUCCUUCUAUCCCCAAUACGACGACGUCGAGCUGAUAAAGGCAGCCGUCAGACAAGCAGCAGACCAGGUCGAGACUGUAUCCCAAACGCACGACAUGUGGGCCCUAAGCUCAACCUGGACGGAAAUUCUGCUAAACAACCCGAGCUCAUACCUCAGAAUAGUUCUUUUGAUUGAUAUAUGUAUUAAUAAGGGAAGAGUUGCAGAUGACCAAGACUUGCCUGAGUGGCUGUUGUGUCGGGACAAAGUCAACAGCCCGGGCGCCUUCCUGGAUACAUUGCAGGAAACAACUCUACAGGGGUUUUCUCCAACUUUGGGAGGGCUAUUAUUGUCUCAAAUGGCAGAACUUGGAGAAUGA
This is a messenger RNA of Fusarium tjaetaba, 1500 nucleotides long. RefSeq names its product cutinase transcription factor 1 beta. NCBI's taxonomy places the organism in Eukaryota, Fungi, Ascomycota, Sordariomycetes, Hypocreales, Nectriaceae. The transcript has 4 exons. The record is from RefSeq and is a predicted model, not a curated record. Bases 1 to 1500 code for a protein of 499 amino acids.